This is a messenger RNA of Effrenium voratum, 458 nucleotides long. Lineage: Eukaryota; Dinophyceae; Suessiales; Symbiodiniaceae. The record is from the annotation of a GenBank genome assembly.
GCCUCUGCAGCGACGACGUGAGCACCUGUGACGGCGACAGCGCUUGUGGCGAGGCGAGCGUGGCCGGCGAGGACCGGGUCUUCCGCUUCUUCCUCCCUCCUUGGGUCCUGGGGGCGCGUCCCUUCGCCUUCGCCAAGCUUCGGCCGAGCGCCGGCGCUCGGCCGAGCGUUCGGAGCGUGAGCGGCGUGAGCCUGGGCCUCUUGAGGAGGGUGCGGAAGCCAAGGCCCGUCACGACGUCGCCAAAAGCCGCGGCCGCGACGACUCCAGCGGCGCCUGCUUUGGCGCCGGGUCUGGCGCUGCCGCUGUGGCAGACGGCGCUGGCUGGGGGCGCGGCGUGCGUGGGGCACCGAGCCACCUGCGCCACGCUGGAGGAGCUUCUCGCGCAAAGGACGGGGGGGGGGGAAGAGUUCUGCAAGGGCGAGAGGCUGUCCAAAGCCCUUGAUGAAACCAAGGGUUAA